UCAGAUGCUGGAGUUGAGGAUCCGUGGCUCCGAGCGGCGCGGGCGAAAGGCGGCGGUAAUCGAAGCUCUGGGCGCAUUUUCCUAGAAGCCUCCAGCGCUCCGCCACCUGUCUGGAGUCUGCCCCCGUCUCGGGCAUCUCCUCUUCAGAGUUUCCUCCUCAUAGGCUUGUCCCUGGGAGUGUGGGCGGCCGCAUUCCUGAUCACCGAAACUCUUCCCCCCUCCCCCCGCUAGCCUUCCUCCUCCAGCACACCAGCCUCUCUUUUCUGCCUCAGUCACUUCCUUCCUCAGCUUCUUCCUCCCCAGUGCGUUGAAGAAGAUUACCAGCCCGCACCGACGCAGCCCCCGUUUUCUCGGAAAAGAAAAGGAGGCGGAGAGGCAGCAAUGAAUGUGGAUCACGAAGUUAACCUCUUAGUGGAGGAAAUUCAUCGUCUGGGUUCAAAAAAUGCUGAUGGAAAAUUAAGUGUGAAAUUUGGGGUCCUCUUCCGAGAUGACAAAUGUGCCAAUCUCUUUGAAGCACUGGUAGGAACUCUCAAAGCUGCAAAAAGAAGGAAGAUGAUUACGUACCCAGGAGAGCUACUUUUGCAAGGUGUUCAUGAUGAUGUUGACAUUAUAUUGCUGCAAGAUUAAUGUGGCUUGCAUAGCUUUGUUUAUUGUGGGUUUUUUUUGUUUCUGGUAAACUGGAAUAUUACAUCAAAGGACAAACAUAUUAGCAUACUUAAUGUAUUUUUGUAGAACUUUAUAAACAAAAGGAGACAUUUUAGAAGCCUGUCCUUUUUGUAUCUUGAAAGUAAAUUUAUGUAUUACACUGUAAAAUAAACAAAACCUAUUAUUUUUCUCAGGAAUCUGGCUGGAAAAUGUAGGCAAUGAGGCUUUUUUGGUGGGGAUGCAAGAGUGUUUGUUUCAUAAAUCAUUCUUAGAUAAUUUCUACAGAUACUUGACAUUCCAUGAAAUCAAGAAGCAAACUUGAAGACCAGCUCCCACAAUGAAUGUAAUGUUUAUGUAAUAAAAACAUGUAACUCUCUUAAAA
Messenger RNA from Mesoplodon densirostris (Blainville's beaked whale), 1027 nucleotides. RefSeq names its product ABRA C-terminal like (gene ABRACL). The record is from RefSeq and is a predicted model, not a curated record. The transcript is spliced from 3 exons. NCBI's taxonomy places the organism in Eukaryota, Metazoa, Chordata, Mammalia, Artiodactyla, Ziphiidae. Bases 382 to 627 code for a protein of 81 amino acids. Gene Ontology annotation, biological process: regulation of actin filament-based process.